AGGAAACAUGAGCAGAGAAGUGGAGAGGGAAAGGAGCACAGUUAAUAAAGGGUGUGCUAUCGAGCGACUUUCCCCGUCAUGGUGGACACCAUGGACCCACUGCUGGCUCUCCUUUGCCUGCUGCCCCUGUUCCCAGGUCUGGCUGCAGACACUCCCUCCUGCUCUCAGAGCGUGAAUAUCACAGGAGGCACCUUCACCCUCAGCCAUGGCUGGGCCCCCGGGAGUGUCCUCACCUACUCCUGCCCCGUGGGCCGGUACCCAUCCCCAACGUCUCGGCUGUGCAAGAGCAACGGACAGUGGCAGACCCCCGGGGCCUCCCGGCUCACAAAGGCGUCCUGCAGACCUGUUCGCUGUCCGGCCCCCGUUUCCUUUGACAAUGGAGUGUACACCCCACGGCUGGGGUCCCACCCCGUGGGCGGCAACUUGACCUUCGAGUGUGAGGACGGCUUCACGCUGCGGGGCUCAGCUGUGCGGCAGUGUCGCCCCAACGGCAUGUGGGAUGGAGAGACGGCCGUGUGUGAUAACGGUGCUGGCCACUGCCCAAACCCAGGGACUUCCAUAGGCGCAGUGCGAACAGGAUCCCGCUUUGGCCUUGGAGACAAGGUCAAGUACCGCUGCUCCUCGAAUCUGGUGCUGACGGGAUCCGCAGAGCGGGAGUGCCUGGGCAGCGGGGUCUGGAGCGGGACGGAGCCCGUCUGCCGCCAACCCUACUCUUAUGACUUCCCUGAGGAUGUGGCCCCUGCCCUGGGCGCUUCCUUGUCCCACAUGCUUGCAGCCACCAAUCCCAACCAGCAGAAGAAGGAAAACCUGGGCCGUAAAAUCCAAAUCCAGCGCUCCGGUUACCUGAACCUCUACCUGCUCCUGGAUGCUUCUCAAAGUGUGGAGGAAAAAAACUUCAAAGAAUUCAAGGAUAGCGCUGGCUACAUGGUGGACAGGGUCUUCAGCUUCGAGAUUGAUGUGAGUGUCGCCGUCAUCACAUUUGCCUCCAAGCCCAAAGUCAUCAUGUCCAUCCUGAGUGAUGAUUCCCGGGACGUGACAGAGGUGAUGAGCAGUCUGGAAAAUGCCAGCUAUAAAGACCAUGAAAAUGGAACUGGGACCAACAUAUAUGAGGCCCUAAAUAGUGUCUAUAUCAUGAUGAAUAAUCAAAUGGAACGCCUUGGGAUGCACACGGCGGCCUGGACGGAAAUCCGACAUGCCAUCAUCCUUUUGACAGAUGGAAAGUCCAACAUGGGUGGCUCUCCUAAGCGGGCUGUCGACAAUAUCAAAGAGAUACUGAACAUCAACCAGAAGAGGAACGACUACCUGGACAUCUAUGCCAUUGGGGUGGGCAAGGUGGAUGUGGACUGGAAAGAACUGAACGAGCUGGGGUCCAAGAAGGACGGGGAGAGGCAUGCUUUCAUUCUGCAGGACACAAAGGCUCUGCUCCAGGUCUUCGAACACAUGCUGGAUGUCUCCAAGCUCACAGACAGCAUCUGCGGGGUGGGGAACAUGUCAGCCAAUGCCUCUGACCAGGAAAGGACACCCUGGCACGUCACCAUUAAGCCCAAGAGCCAGGAGACCUGCCGGGGGGCCCUCAUCUCGGACCAGUGGGUCCUGACGGCCGCUCACUGCUUCCGCAAUGCCGAGGACCUCUCCUUGUGGAGAGUCUUUGUGGGGGAUCCCAACUCCCAGUGGGGCAAAGACUUCCAGAUUGAGAAGGCGGUGAUCUCCUCGGGGUUUGAUGUCUUUGCCAAGAAGAAGCAGGGGAUCCUAGAGUUCUACGGUGAUGACAUCGCCCUGCUGAAGCUGGCUCAGAAAGUGAAGAUGUCCACCCAUGCCAGGCCCAUCUGCCUUCCCUGCACGGAGGGGGCCAAUCUGGCUCUGCGGAGACCCCCAGGUAGCACCUGUCGGGACCACGAGAGCAAACUUCUGGACAUGCUGAGUGUUCCUGCCCAUUUUGUGGCCUUGAAUGGGAGCAAACUGAACAUUAAUCUCAAGAUGGGAAUGGAGAGGGAUGACUGUAUCAAGGUGGUCUCCCAACACACAGCCAUGUUCCCCAACCUGACGUCUGUCAGAGAGGUGGUGACAGACCAGUUCCUCUGCAGUGGGACAGGGAAGGAUGACAAUCCCUGCAAGGGAGAAUCUGGGGGAGCAGUUUUCCUUGAGCGAAAAUACAGGUUUUUUCAGGUGGGCCUGGUGAGUUGGGGUCUCUACAGCCCCUGUGUCAGCGCCAACAAAAACUUCCGCCAAAGGGCUCCCCCUGGCAGGGUCCCACCACCGCGAGACUUCCAUAUCAACCUCUUCCGCCUGCAGCCGUGGCUGAGGCAGCACCUGCAGGACGUCCUGAAGUUUUUGCCCCUCUAGUCACAGCCACCAACCCCUUACCUGUCUUGCCAGGAUCUGUCACCCCGCCCCCACCCCUACCUCUGACCUUCCACACUCAGACCUGGUCACCCAUCCUCACUCCCAGCUCUGAGCAAAACUCGUCCUCCAGGAUCCCACCAAGCAGCGCAUCCAAGCUGGGGGACCCCCGCGGCCCGUGCCGGCUCUGCCUGUCCCUGAUCCCUAUCUCCCCAGCCGCAGCUCAUGUUCAAAGCCCUCUCUGGUUUGCCUCAUCUCUCCUUUCACUUCCCCAUGGAACUUCCCAGUUAUGAAAUUAAUAAAAGUUAAUGAUUUCCACAUCCA
This is a messenger RNA of Choloepus didactylus (southern two-toed sloth), 2664 nucleotides long. RefSeq names its product complement C2 (gene C2). Gene Ontology annotation, cellular component: extracellular region. Gene Ontology annotation, biological process: proteolysis; complement activation. Gene Ontology annotation, molecular function: serine-type endopeptidase activity. The record is from RefSeq and is a predicted model, not a curated record. Lineage: Eukaryota; Metazoa; Chordata; Mammalia; Pilosa; Megalonychidae.